This is a messenger RNA of Tigriopus californicus, 2347 nucleotides long. RefSeq lists its product as uncharacterized. Gene Ontology annotation, cellular component: membrane. Gene Ontology annotation, molecular function: growth factor activity; growth factor receptor binding. The coding region runs from base 1181 to 2002 and encodes 273 amino acids. The record is from RefSeq and is a predicted model, not a curated record. The transcript has a single exon. Lineage: Eukaryota; Metazoa; Arthropoda; Copepoda; Harpacticoida; Harpacticidae. Gene Ontology annotation, biological process: positive regulation of protein autophosphorylation; positive regulation of cell population proliferation.
AUAGGGGCGUUGGAAGAUCUGUGGGCGCCAACAGAGAGUGCCACUACAUCAUGGGGUCCGGGCUUUCCGGGUCGAGUAGCUUUGAGCUUGAUUCACGUCACGGAAGUUGUUUGCUCAAAGAUCCGGGCUCCAGCCUGUUGAACUAAUGUUUAUUGUACGGAUAGUAUUUCUGCGCACAAGAAGCCCGUCUUCGUGUUUUUGUGCUGCGAUUUUCAAAUGUCAAAAGUUGUCUGAUGGAUCGGUCUUUCUUUUUUUUCAAGUUCGCCAGAUCAUGAUCACGAAUUGAAAUGCAUUUUUGUGCAACCUGCAGCCGAAUCUCUAUGCAUUGUUGUAGUUCAUUGGAGGUUGGAGCUACGACCAUCCAGGAGGAUGGUACCAAUGUACACCAACUUGUUUAUACCAUCACUCUAGCUCUAUUUCUGGGCGUACUACUCAACAUGGAAUGGAAAUGACAUAAAACGAUCGAACAUAUUGGAGGAUCCGGCGGCUACGGCCAAGAGUACCUCCAUCGAACUCGAUCGAGUUCAUGGAGGGAAACAUUGUCGGAGUUCCAUGCCCCAACCCGGAUUGCUCUCGCCAGCAUGGACAGUAAGUAGUACUGUACAGUGUGUGGAGAUGAACGAACGCCAUGUCGAGUUCGUUUCCAUGUGGCAUUCCUCCCCUUCGUUCAGCCGCACACACUCACACACUCACACACGCACUUACUGUACGUGCAUGUGAUGAAGUCUACUUUGCCUUGUGGCGAGGUGAAGUGAGACGAUUUCAUCAGCAAGAAGUCAUCCCCCUCGCUCUCCCAGGGCACCGAGUAUAUGGGAACACCACCACGGAGUAGUGUACCCUCGUGUUCAAACAUUUACUCAUCGCUUGGAAAGAUGUCUCUUUCGAGGUAACUCCAGCCACAGCAUCUCAUGAUAGGCAGCUAAACGAGCACCAUGAGGAUGACGACAGUCGUGUGGUGAUAUUAGUUAGGGAUGCGACAGUUACGUGCCAGACUUCAAACCGAGCGGUCAUCAUCAAUCUCCUGUUUGUUGCUCGAGAGAAAACCCUCAAAGCGAGGUCCCCAUCUAUUUUCCCCUGUUUGUUCUGCGUUGUUCGAUAAAGAACACCUCUCUUGCGCAGUUUUUGAGCGCACUUUCAAAGUGUCGGACGUGCCCAAGUGAGUGUGAGUCAAAAAUUGCAGAUGGCUACAAUUCUACUCUUGGCUUUGGUACUGAGCUCGAAAUGCUUGGGUAUCCCGGGCAACCUUGUUUCUUGGAGGCCUGAGGAGAAAAUCGUUGUGAAGUACCACGAACUCAGCCAGUGCUCCCAAUCCCAUCAAGAGAGUAUCUUACCUUCCAUGCUCAAGUGCCGUACUCGUCCCACCGUCAUAGAGCUUCCUAUGCCUAUUGUGGACGGAGAGAGCGGUUCCAUUAUACAAGUGAUCCCGGGUCACAUUCUAGUGGAACGAUGCUCUGGAUCAUGUAAUAAUAAUCCAUCUCAUACGUGCUUGCCUACUCGUGUGGUCAACAAAACCGUCGAGGUCAUGGCUAUUCAAGCCACUUACUCAUCCGGGUUGUGGAACACUGUGUGCGCCGUGGUCCAAGUCGAAGAACACCAAGCGUGUUCAUGCUCUUGCCGUCAAACCGCUGAGUUUUGCUCUCGAGGGCAGUUCUACGAUGCCUCAAAAUGUCAGUGUCGAUGCGAAAAUGAAUGGGCCAAGAGCCAAUGUCUGUCCUCUGGCAAGGAUUGGAACCCAAACACGUGUUCGUGCGUCUGCCCGGAGCGGACUUGGAGGGCCUGUUCCACGGGGUUCAUGUUCGAUUUCCAGAACUCGUGUGAGUGUACGCGCAUCUAUAACAUGGCCUGGACCGGGCUGACUAUUCUCAUUGGCGUUUUUGUCAUUGCCUGCAUCGGAUUGAGUGCAAUUGUAUUUCAUCUCAAGCGGAGAAAAGAUUUGGCGUCCCGAAGAUCAAGUAUCCAACAUCAGGCCAUUGCAGAGGCAUUCAUUCAAGAGGGCACGUGACACACCACAGCGGAGCGAGGGGAAAUCCUAAAGUCCGUCACGAAGAAUUAUGAUGUUUCGUCGCUUUAACGGGCUAGGAAAGCAUAGCUUGGGUCACAUCUGACCAAAGCACCCGGCUGUGGACAAGCCUAUCAGAAAUGUUACAAACAUAUGGAUCGUGUCAUCGAAGUCAAGGCUUGAGAGUGGCGGAAGUGAAACUGUGCGAGACUUCAGAUUCCAUGUAUCUAACUAUCUAUCGUACGUGUAAUUGGCAUUGGUGGGGUUAUACUGUACGCAGUCCGCAGAUGACUCAUCCAGCAUUCAUAUUGGAUGUAGCACAAUAAAAAAUCUCUGAAUGUGAAUUUC